AUGUCUCAUUGUAAGUACGAGCACCCUCGUCACGGCUCUCUUGCCUUCUUGCCGCGCAAGCGUGCCGCGAGCCAUCGCGGAAAGGUCAAGUCAUUCCCCAAGGAUGACCCUAAGAAGCCUGUCCACCUUACCGCCUUCAUGGGCUUCAAGGCUGGUAUGACCCACAUUGUUCGUGACCUUGACCGUCCCGGCUCGAAGUUCCACAAGCGUGAGGUUGUUGAGGCUACGACAGUCAUCGAAACUCCCCCUAUGGUUGUGGUCGGUGUUGUCGGAUAUGUCGAGACGCCCCGCGGUCUCCGUUCGCUCACCACUGUUUGGGCUGAGCACCUCUCGGACGAAGUUAAGCGUCGCUUCUACAAGAACUGGUACCGUAGCAAGAGGAAGGCGUUCACUAAGUACGCCAAGAAGUACUCGGAGAACAACGGCCAGUCGAUUACCCGAGAGCUCGAGCGCAUCCGCAAGUACUGCAGCGUUGUUCGCGUGCUUGCCCACACUCAGCUCCGUAACACGAGCCUGAAGCAGAAGAAGGCCCAUCUCAUGGAGAUUCAGGUGAACGGUGGCUCGAUCUCUGACAAGGUUGACUUUGCUCACGGCCUCUUCGAAAAGACUGUUGAUGUGAACAGCCUUUUCACUCAGGACGAGAACGUUGAUAUCAUCGGUGUGACGAAGGGUAAGGGUUACGAAGGUGUUACUGCUCGUUGGGGUAUCACGAAGCUGCCUCGUAAGACUCACAAGGGUCUUCGUAAGGUGGCUUGUAUUGGUGCUUGGCACCCGGCUAACGUUAUGUUCACGGUGGCUCGCUCUGGUCAGGAUGGUUACCACCACCGCACUGAGCUGAACAAGAAGAUUUACCGCAUUGGUAACGGCGCUGACCAGGCUUCGGGUGCUACGGAGUUUGAUGCUACUCAGAAGCCUAUCACGCCCAUGGGUGGCUUCCCCCACUACGGUGUUGUUAAGAACGACUUCAUCAUGAUCAAGGGCUGCUGCCCUGGUGUCAAGAAGCGUGUUCUGACAAUCCGCAAGUCGCACCAGAUCCACACAUCCCGUCGUGACCUCGAGAAGGUCUCGCUCAAGUUCAUCGACACUUCGUCCAAGUUUGGUCACGGUAACUACCAGACUGGAGCUGAGCGUGAUGCUUUCGAGGGUCCUAAGAAGCCCCCGGCAGUGUACUACUAA
Molecule: messenger RNA, 1176 nt
Organism: Malassezia restricta
Lineage: Eukaryota; Fungi; Basidiomycota; Malasseziomycetes; Malasseziales; Malasseziaceae
Product: large subunit ribosomal protein L3e
Exons: 1
Coding region: 1-1176 (391 amino acids)
Biological process (GO): ribosomal large subunit assembly; translation
Cellular component (GO): ribosome; cytosolic large ribosomal subunit
Molecular function (GO): structural constituent of ribosome; RNA binding
Source: RefSeq, a predicted model, not a curated record